AUUGAAAAAAAAAUUUUCAAUAGUUAAUUAAAACUAUAAACUGAUGUACAACACAUGAAUUACAUGCUAAUUAUGCGCUAAAACUAGCGCUGUUUGCAAUUAUUUCGCUUAUUUUAUCUUCUGUCAGUUAUGACACAAUAAAAUUUUAUACAAUUGCUAACACUGUACCGGAAUUCAUUUUCGUUUCAAAAUUACUCAUCACUGAUGUUAUGAUCGUAUAGCUUUAAAUAUAACUCGUCUGCCAAUCACAGUGUUAUCAAAAAUAUAUACACCCGUGAAAAUAUUUUCCAUCCAAUAAUAGAUAGUCAAUUUUCAUAGAAGUAUAUUGCAUAAUUUAGAUGGUUUUCCAAUUCAUGAUACGUAUUACAUUCCGAUACAUAUAAUAAUAAAAGAGAUGAAUUGAAGCAAUCUCGCAUUGCUUACCUUGUAUCACGUUUCUGUUAGUUAAGUAAUACACAGUCUCGUCAAUCGCAAUUUUUCGAUAUUAUGCUUUUUAUGGCAUCGCUUCAUUCACACUGGAAUUGUUGAGUAUUUUACGAAUGUCAAACCUCAUACUUGUAACUAUGAAAUUCGAAAAUCCAAAUUAAUAUUCUGACACUCUCUGAUUAGUUGACACAUAUGUAGCCACCGGUAUGUUUUUAAAUGCUUUCAGUAUUGGCGAUUUUUUAUGAUUCUUCAAUUACAAAAAAUCUAAUGUUUCAUCUAAUGGCUUGAUAAAUUACAAAUGUAUAAGACUGUUUAAAAAUAUGGUUAUUUAAAAUAACAACCCUCUAUAAGUAUCUAUGGCAUUAGUAUUAUUUAUAAAUUCCUUUUCAAAAAAGUUUUACCUAAACUGCACCUAGAGUAUUUUAUAAUCUUACCUUUACAUUGUAAAACUUAAAAAUUAAGAACAACUUCCGCAAAACUAAAAAAAUAAAAUUGCUUUAACAAAUGGUAACAACUCUAAUUUAAAAGUUGCUUUCAUAAAAUAAUAAGAAAAAACAACAACAAAAAGACAACAUAAAAGCAACAGUACUAUAAAAUAGUAGUCCAUAUGAAAAUUACAUUUAUGUUACAACCCACACCCUAGUCCCACGAGAGAGACAAGAUUGCCUCAAUCUAUAGCACUGACAAAAAACAAAAAGCCUGUAAAAGUUAUGUACUACAACAUACAUUAACGUAUAUUAAAAGAAACAUUAGUAAAUUUUAUUAGCAAAAACGUUACAGAGAGUAAUACGCAGUAAAAUUUUAUUAGCAUCACCAAGCGUCUGUAAGGUAUAAUAUCCGUAAAAGUUCAGCCGAUUUUUGCGUUCAGGCUUCAGUGUGGUCUCAUCUUCGGAAGCGUUGUGACGUUUGAUAAACGCCUCCUUAAAGUUACGUUACUCAUAUAUAGAUCAAGCUUAUAAGUGAAUUUUAUAUGUAACAAAAAACUUCUCUACUGUAACUUACUAAAGUGUUAUGUUUGAACUUUUUAUGACUUUGAAGUGACUUGCACGAAAGAGAUAUCGUCACUCAACACUUAUGAAGCGAAAAAUAUGUUUGACUCCAGAUUUCACGUGUGACGACGACAUGGAGGAGCUUAACGUGGCAGCUUUGUCACAUAGAAAGGAGUCAGCGGCGCCAUUGACGGGAGAAAGACCGGGCACCAUAUUCGGCAUUGUUUUAUCAUAUCCUCUUGCUGUAGUCUUAAGACUUCGCGUUUUACAGAUUGUAUGUGGGAUUUCCACUAUGGUAAUGGGCAGCGUCGCCUUUAUAGAGGAAAGACAAAAAUUUAACAUGGGCCUUGGAAUACCAGCCGGCAGCUUUAGUGUUGUAGCAGCUGCUGUUUCCAUACACACGUCUCGCGGAUGGGGUGUCACAAGCGGAGCAGGUGCGGGUGCGGCGGCAGCGCUAUUAUGGGCAGCGACAGGAUGCUUUCUAGUAGCGUUGGUGGUACAAUGCUUUAGAACUAUAUUAGAUCCUCCAGGAUUCAGCCACGGACAAGAUCAAGAUGAAGACUCAAGACCAUCAUCUCGGGAUCUCGUUGUAAUCGCAUGCGUGCAAAUAGCGCUCGCUGCUGCCACUCUACUGAGUGCCCUUGUUUGCGCAAGAAUUGAUUGCAGCGCAUGACGCGAGCCUGCGGGUCCUCUCGCUAGACGACGUGUCAGCGAGGCCCCCUUACCCGCUUCUACUAUCGCGUCCGCCCCGAUUGCAGCAGCACCCGAAAACGAGCGUGAAAAAGGCGGUCGCGUUGCCUGGCUCAUAUAAACGGUUAAAGUGAAGUUGGUGAUUGCAUUUGCAAUAUCUUUUAUUGGAUAAGAGUGCAGUUUGAUAUCAUUCAAUAUGAGAAGAUAUUUUAUACAGCAUUGACUAUUUUGGAUAAAGUUAAUGAGUGAUAAAAAAAAACAGAAUAGUUUUCAUAUUUUUUUUAGUUGACAUUAUUACAUUUACAUCUUAAUGUUAUCUUAACUUGUAUGGAUCAUAAUAAUACCACUAUUCGUUGUUAUAAUGUUUGUAAUGUUAAUGUUAAAUUUAUUGUGUUUUUAUUAUUAAAUUAAAUUAAAAUAUUUUCAAAGUGAUAACACUAUAAAUGUUUCAGUGAUAACAUAUUUGUUUUCUAUUCAGAUAUUUGUAAUAGUAAUCUUAACAAUCUCAUUAAAUUCAACGGUAGAUUAUUAGUGAAAUAAAAAAAUUUAUAAGGUAAAGAGAAUUUAUAUGCUCUGUUAAUAUUAUUAAUUUAAAUAUGAUUUUUUUUCGAAACUACCAUGAUUUUUGGAAAAAAAUCACAUUGCAUGUUGUAUAUACAUUUCAUAAAUUAUAAAUAUCGAUAACAAAUAUAGUAACUAUUUAUUUGUCUACUAAAACCAAAUGUUAUU
This is a messenger RNA of Danaus plexippus (monarch butterfly), 2834 nucleotides long. RefSeq lists its product as uncharacterized. The transcript is spliced from 6 exons. The record is from RefSeq and is a predicted model, not a curated record. The coding region runs from base 1501 to 2088 and encodes 195 amino acids. Lineage: Eukaryota; Metazoa; Arthropoda; Insecta; Lepidoptera; Nymphalidae.